Messenger RNA from Lolium perenne, 1894 nucleotides. RefSeq lists its product as uncharacterized. Lineage: Eukaryota; Viridiplantae; Streptophyta; Magnoliopsida; Poales; Poaceae. The record is from RefSeq and is a predicted model, not a curated record.
GUUUGGCUUUCCCGAUUCCGCCGCCUCCCACAAUCCCCUCCAAUCCGAUCCGAUGUGAUCGCCACCUUCAGUCGACGGAAAUCCACACCUCCUUUCUGUCGAUCUGAUUCAUCUGUUCCGUUCCCUCUCCAGUUCGAGGUGGUCAUGUGGUAAAUAAUAAAGAAUCAAAGUAAAGUGUGGUAUAUUAUAAAAUUCCCCCCAGUUCGAAUUUCCAUGGCGCAGUUGUUAGAAGAAGGUGCCGCGAUCUGCUCAGGCGGAGAGGGCGGCGACGACGCCAGGCCCCUGAAGCCGCUUUGGAUGCGUCCGGCCAACCACCCCACCGCCGACGACUCGGUCUCCCCUCGUCCUGAGACGGUGGUCCUCGACACCAUGGCCUACAUCGACGACGAAGCAAACGGCACCACCGCCUACGGAACAAGGAGCGACGAGAAGAGCAAGAUCCAGGUGACCUUCUGGAUCGCUCAGCCACCGCGCGUUUCCUAUUUCACAGUCCACUGCCCUGGCCUCAAACCUGAUGCGUUCCCCAAAUUGCCCCGUGUCGUCGCCACGGAGGACGGCCUCGCCCUCCUCCGCGUCACUGUCUUCCCGGAGCACAACCUUGAAGAAGGCCGCGUUAACGAAUUUUUCAUCUACCGUGCCGGCACCGACAACAAGCAGCCAACCCUCCAGCUGCUCCCUAACCCUGAUCCUCGCUACUACGCUGACAACGAAGUUGGCAUCCUGAACCUCCCGGCAGAUGAUAGGUUCUUCGUCGUCGUGCUCAACCGAGAUCCCUUCACAACCCCUGUGACAGGCCAUAUACACAUGUUCGACUCGGAGACCUGGAAAUGGGACACCAAGCCCGUCAGUCCACCAGAAAGCUACUGCUACAAAAUUACAGACAAGGUGUUCAAGAUCGGAGGAAGAUAUGGUGGCUCAAUGGGCUGGAUUGACUUCUGGAAUGGUAUCUUCAUAUAUGAUGUUAUCCUUGGUGGCAACACGAUCAGUUACAAAGCAUUGCCAUCGGUGGGGCUCCCUUCUCUUAAAGGCUUGGGUUCCACUGUUCGAGACAUUGUCAUGGUCAAUGGCUUCAUCAAGUACUUCUGUAUGUUCAGCCCAGGCGAUGACACCACCAACGUCAGUGGAGAUUGGGCUGCUUAUGCAUGGAGGAUGAAGUAUCCUCUGCAGGAUUGGCAGCAGGACUGCCACUUCAAUGCUUCUCAGAUCAUGGGCAACCAGAAGCAUUCUGGACGGCUGCAGGAUAAGCCAGAAGGUGUGGAGAAGCCAGACUUGAUGCUCCGUGCAGGUAGUCCUGUUCUUAGCCUGCAUGAUGCUGAUGUGGUUUACAUCUUGACAAAGCCUAUGUACAAUGAUGACAUGGCAUGGGUGCAUGCUGUCAACAUUAGAACUAAGACUGUACAAGGGAUUGCUGAGUUCAGUCCGGACAGAACUGUUGGUUUGAUGUUCUCAUGCACUCAAAGUAGUAUCUUCAAGCCAAAGGUUAUCGAGGUAAAUGAAGAGGACUCAUGGACCCAUGUUCCAUUGAAGAAGAAGAAUGGGGCUCCAGCAGGUGCACAGCAAGGGCUGCCCAGGCAUGAGGGGAUGCACAUUGGCAUGGGCCAGAGACGACACCAGAUGGGCACAAACAAUGGACGUGGCUCUGGCACUUUGGGUGGACGAGGUGGCAAGCCGUGGUCAAGGCCACAUAAUGGCGCGGGAAGAGGAGGGCAAGUACAGUAAGAUCGACGGUACAAGUCAUGAGUGUAAUGUCAGUUAAUUUUUCAGUACUGUAUUUUGUUGCUGUUUGGUUUGUUAAUUGGUAUUUACCUAAACUUCGUGUUGUCUUCAUCUGCUUGAGGAAGUCACUCUACUUGACCAGUAAGAACAAUAUCUGAACUGUGAGAUAUUUGGAUUG